Molecule: messenger RNA, 1889 nt
Organism: Cataglyphis hispanica
Lineage: Eukaryota; Metazoa; Arthropoda; Insecta; Hymenoptera; Formicidae
Gene: ste14
Product: protein-S-isoprenylcysteine O-methyltransferase
Biological process (GO): C-terminal protein methylation
Cellular component (GO): membrane; endoplasmic reticulum
Molecular function (GO): protein C-terminal S-isoprenylcysteine carboxyl O-methyltransferase activity
Source: RefSeq, a predicted model, not a curated record
AUGAGAUCAUCAGCUGAUUUUGUGUAGUGUGUAGUAUACACAUACACCUAGUAGUAUCGCAUAUUUUCUCUCCAUUUGAAAAUUGACUUAGCAUUUUUAUCGUAUUCUUUUAUAUGUUACUUUUUUAAGAAAUUUUUCAAUUCUCGUUAUUAAAAAAAGUGAAAUAACAUUAUUAUUAUUAAUAAAGCUAGGAGCUUAAUUAGUAGUUAAGAUAUGUAUUAAGAUGGAGAAAAUGGACAUAAUAGACAUAAAUUGUUAAAGAUAAUUAUUAAAAAUUCUGCAUGUACAUGCUGUCUUGAUGAGGAAUGACAAGUUGUUUAUCGCUGCAAAAGAUUGGCAUAUAUUUGUUGAGAAAAAGUUUGCCACAAAGAUGCUGUGCAAUAAUGGAAUUCUUAGUCUGUUCUGUUUCAUUGCAGCAGGCUUAAUAUCAUUUCUCCCUGAAUUACUCUUGAGAUUACAGUUUGACAUUUAUGUUGUAUAUUUUACAAAUAUCUGGUAUUUACAUAUAACACAGUACAUUCUCAUAAAUGUACUUGCAUGUUUGGCAUUUCGUGGCUUUGCUUAUCAAGUGGCAAUCAGAGCAUUGUUUCUUGGAUAUGUAUUUGGAAUUGGUAUUUUAAUAUCAAUUACUGCAUCGCCAUCAUGGCAGAUAUUUGGAAUUUACAUGACGAUAUUAGCAAGUUUCCAUUAUUCUGAAUUUUUAGCUAUAGCGUGGACAAAUCCAGCAGUAUUGUCAAUCGACAGUUUUAUUCUUAACCAUAGCAUAGCAUAUGGUGUAGCAGCAGGUCUUAGUUGGAUAGAAUUUCUCAUAGAGAGGCAUUAUUUUUAUGAAUUGAAACUGCCUUCUCCAGUAUCCUAUUUUGGAUUAGUAUUGUGCAUCUCCGGUGAAAUUCUGAGAAAACUGGCAAUGUGCACUGCAAAGCAUAAUUUUAAUCAUAUUGUGCAAAGUGAGAAAAAUGAUAAUCACCAACUUGUUACGCAUGGUGUAUACAGUCUGUGCAGACAUCCUAGUUAUGUAGGAUGGUUUUACUGGUCUAUAGGAACACAGUUAAUACUUCAAAAUCCACUCUGUUUUUGUGCAUAUGCAUUGAUGUCAUGGAGAUUUUUCCAUGAUCGUGUUCUGAUGGAAGAAAUAAUUUUAUUAAAUUUUUUUGGUGAAGAUUAUGUUAAAUAUCAGGAAAAAGUAUGUACAGGACUUCCAUUCAUUUCUGGAUAUAAAAUUAAUUUAUAGCAUCCUACAUUGGUGUAAUUUUAUUUCUUAUCAAGUAUUUUUAUUUUUCAAGUUUGAUAUAUUAAAAAAAAAAACAUUUUGUUUGUAAGAAUUAAUUGGAUUAAUUAAUCAUUAUUUGAACAUUUAAAAAUCUUAUUUUUUUUACAUAUAAACAUAUAUUACAUGCAUAUAUAUUCAUUUUUUCAAAAAUAGGACUUGUUAACUGUCAUAAUUUGUGUUUGUCUUAAUUUUUUUUAUUAUAUAACGAAUAAUUUCUUAAUUAUUUACGAUGUGUGAUUACUUAUUUUUAUAAUUUUUUUUUGUCUAGUCAUAAGAUUUAUAUUUAAAAAUUUACUUAUAUAAAAUGCGCUCAGAUUUAAUAUAUUAAUUGUUACUAAACAAUUAUAAUAUGGAUGACUAGUACAAAAUAGCAGUAAUUAUAUAUAAAUGUGUUGUGAACGUGUUAUGUAAAUAAAUUUUUUUUUAAUAUUCUUGUAUGUAUAUGUUUUCUGAAUUUUUGGAGAAUGUUUAGGAAUAAGACUGACAUAUAAAUUGGAAAUUAUGUUUCAUAAUUAGGAAUAUUAUAAUGCCAUUAAAAUAUUUACGAUGAUAUUAUGUGAUACCAUGAAAAUAUUUAUAAAAAAUAAUAACAAAAAUACACAAUGUAUUAGCAAAAUUA